Drosophila nasuta is the source of this 1564-nucleotide messenger RNA. RefSeq lists its product as uncharacterized. The coding region runs from base 1 to 1317 and encodes 438 amino acids. Lineage: Eukaryota; Metazoa; Arthropoda; Insecta; Diptera; Drosophilidae. The record is from RefSeq and is a predicted model, not a curated record. The transcript has a single exon.
AUGGCAACGCAUUUAAAAGUUCUGCUACUGCUGCCGCUACUUGGAAUGAGUCUGCGAGGUGGCGACUCCGUUGCUGUCGGCAAAAGCAACAGCAAACUCCUCGCCAUCCUGAAUGCCACGGCUCCGGCAUUGGAUGUGCUGCUGCACAUCGAUGUGCUCUCCGGAGAUUCGGCGCCAUUAACAACCGCAGUCAGUCCACUUAGCCUGGAGUCCAUCAUACGUGCCGAGGUCAAUGGCGACUGGGAGCGUGGUCGCCUAGUGUUGCAGCUGGCCAAUGAGGCACGCACCUUGGAGCUAAAGCAUGCCAUCUACGAGGCAUUGUGGCUGGAAUUGCAGCAGACGAAACAAAUCUACGAUCCCCUCAAGAUACUCGAUUUCUUCGAACAACUCAAACAUCAGACGAACGUACCGCCCACCUUGCUUCAAAAGGUCUAUGUGAGCUUCGUCUCCCGCAGCGCUCAGUUGCUGUCGGCACCCUUUCACACCAACAGUCGCAGUGCAAAUUUCCCGUUGGUCACCACACUGCUGCAGCGUCUGACACUGAGCACCUUGGACUACAUACGGGACAUACUCGAAGCGUUAUUCGAUGCUGUCCUCGCUUUGGAAUCCACACUGAGUGUGGUGCAACGGCUGGGCAACUACACUGCCAGCUUGACCCAAUUGACUGUGGCCAACUUGCAGCUGCUGAAGCGCAACGAACUGCAAUUAGAUUCGGUUGCACAAAAAGCUUUGCAGCUGAAUCUACGCCAGUUGCUGGAGCAGCCCAACUUUGGCCAAGAAGUGGAGCGCUCGCUGCGAAUCGAAGUCUAUGCCCAGCUGCCGCCGGAUGAGCGUGUCCUCUACACUGCCCAGAAGGUGUGUCUGCGCAAUGUGACCAACGAGAAUGCAUAUAUCUACGAGUGUCCGCAGACCUAUUUGAUCUGCAGUAAUCCACGAGAUCCCAAGAAGGCAGCUUACUAUGUGCAGCGUGGUCAUGGUGGCGCCAAUAAUAUCUUGCAGUUUGCCUUCUACAGCGCUUAUUGGCGCAAUCGAUAUAUUCUCAUGGAGUCCAAUAACCAAACCACCGGCAAUACGAAUGCCAAUGCCAUCAAGAAGAACGUUUAUAGCAGUGAAUCUAUCUACUGGUGGCAUGUGCUACAGGUUCAAGGCGGUGUGGCACUCUACGAUGCCGCCACAUCGGGUUCGGUGCUUUGUGGCGGCAAUUCUGCGCAUUGGGAUGGCGAGGAGCGUCAUGUUUAUACGCGUCACGCUCUCGAAUUUGAAGCUAAUCGCAGGGAGUGCACCUGGAGUCUAGAGGAUUGCAGCGAUGUAGCCUAAAUAUACAUUUUAGUGGCGAGCAAAAUUGAGUGUAGUAUGUUCACGACUCUGACUUUCGACACACAUAAAAUCAUAAUCACACAAGCAAACACAAAAUUUUCUUUUGUUUUAUUUGUAUUAUGUUAUUCUUUAUAAAUUCUAGGCAAUGAUUUUAGAGAAUUCGAAGAGUCCUAAAGUAAAAAUGAAAAAUAACAUCAUAAACUCAAUUUUUCAAGUUCCACAAAGUUUUAAUAACUAAAGUUAUAUU